Messenger RNA from Colletotrichum lupini, 987 nucleotides. Its product is annotated as S-formylglutathione hydrolase. Gene Ontology annotation, molecular function: S-formylglutathione hydrolase activity. The record is from RefSeq and is a predicted model, not a curated record. Gene Ontology annotation, cellular component: cytosol. Gene Ontology annotation, biological process: formaldehyde catabolic process. The transcript has 4 exons. NCBI's taxonomy places the organism in Eukaryota, Fungi, Ascomycota, Sordariomycetes, Glomerellales, Glomerellaceae. The coding region runs from base 1 to 987 and encodes 328 amino acids.
AUGGCCACCGCAACCUUCCAAACCAAGGCGACCAUCACCUCCUUCGGGGGCCAGCUCCUCAAGCUCUCCCACAAGUCAAACUCCACCGGCACCGACAUGGCCGUGAACCUCUACCUGCCCCCGCAGGCAACCACCCGCGCCGUCCCCGUCCUCUUCUAUCUCUCGGGCCUGACCUGCACCCCGGACAACUGCACCGAAAAGGGCUUCUUCCAAUCCCAGGCCUCCGCCCGCGGCCUCGCCGUCGUCUACCCAGACACCUCCCCGCGCGGCCUCGACCUCGCCGGCGAGCGCGAUUCCUGGGACUUUGGCGAGGCGGCCUCCUUCUACGUCGACGCCACCCGCGAGCCCUUCCGCCAAAACUACAAAAUGGAGACCUACAUCACAAAGGAGCUCCCCGAGCUGCUCUUCCGCGAGUUCGCAGGCAAGCUCGACCGCUCCCGCAUCUCCAUCACGGGUCACUCCAUGGGCGGCCACGGCGCGCUGUCGCUCUACCUCCGCCACCCGGGCAUGUACCGCUCCGUCAGCGCCUUCGCCCCCAUCGCCAACCCGUCAAAGUGCCCCUGGGGCGAGAAGGCCUUCACGGGAUACCUCGGCGACGACCGCGCCGAGUGGGCCAAGCACGACUCCACCGAGCUCGUCAAGAACUGGAGCUACGGUCCCCUGAACGCCCUCAUUGAUGUCAGAUACCAGGGCCUCGGUGACAACUUCUACAUCCAGAAGCAACUGCUGCCCGAGAACUUUGAAAAGGUCGUCAAGGAGAAGAACCUCCAGGGUCUGAGCCUGAGAUACCACUACGGAUACGACCACUCCUACUUCUUCAUGGCCUCCUUCGCCAAGGACCACGUAGACCACGCUGCCAAGCACCUGGGUCUCGGCUCCGCGGAGCACGCAGUGAGGGAGGGAAAGGAACCAAAGGUCAAGCCGGGUCGGAAUACCAAAGAUGUCGAGAGGACAAAGAGACGUUGCGUGCGCGCAGUCGACAUGUAG